Molecule: messenger RNA, 1284 nt
Organism: Dacryopinax primogenitus
Lineage: Eukaryota; Fungi; Basidiomycota; Dacrymycetes; Dacrymycetales; Dacrymycetaceae
Product: pectin lyase-like protein
Exons: 7
Coding region: 1-1284 (427 amino acids)
Biological process (GO): carbohydrate metabolic process
Molecular function (GO): polygalacturonase activity
Source: RefSeq, a predicted model, not a curated record
AUGAAGCCGAGUCUGUUCACGCAUCUGUGCAUCGACUUCCUCCGAAUCGCACUUGGCGUGGCCACGACGCAACAUGGGAAAACCUGCAUCCUCUCCCCCCUUGGAGUAGGCAAGGACGACACGGAUCAAGUGCUUGCUGCAAUCUCUCGUUGUGGGAAGGGCGGUCACACCGUUUUCCGUCCGGGAGGCUUCAAUAUCACCAGGAAGAUGACCUGGGAGCUCGAGGACGCAACUGUCGAUUUGUGGGGCUAUUUGAACUUCCAACCUGACAUCCAAUAUUGGCUCAACUACAACAACACUUACCGUGUCGUCUUCGUCCAGUCGCAAGCAUUGUGGUUCGUCGUCACCGGCUCCGAUUUCAUCAUCGACGCGCAUAACGCAGGCGGCAUCAAUGGCAACGGUCAGCCAUGGUGGGAGUAUUUCACCCAACAUACAAAGGCGGAUGGGGAUGGGCGGCCGAUUAGCUUGACCGUCUAUCAAGCCCAGAGGGCGACGAUCAAGGGGUUUAGGAUCGAGAGUCCGCCCUUCUGGAGCAAUUGUGUUGCCGAGAGUCAGGAAAUUACGUACGACGGCAUGUUUGUCAAUGCGACCAACACGAACUCGACUUUCUUCGGUCAAAACAUUGACCCGAACACAGACGGCAUCAACACCUUCCGCAGUAACAACAUCAACUUGUUCAACUGGGAUAUCACCUGCGGUGAUGACUGCUUGGCUAUCAAGGGUAACUCGACGAACAUUCAUGCAAGUAAUUAUACUUGUCGUGGAGGUAAUGGCGUCGCAUUCGGCUCUCUUGGGCAAUAUGUCGAUCUCCCCGAUUACGUUGAGAAUGUUCUACUCGAAGACUUCACGAUCACACGGCUCGACCACAGUAUUCAGCCAAACAUGGGCGGCGGUGUAUACUUCAAGACAUGGACGGGAGAAACGGUUGGCGUGCCUCCGACAGGCGGAGGCGGCGGCACAGGCAAGGUCGAGAACGUCGUCCCCCGAGAUUUCACGCUCAAUCUCGUGGACCGACCGGUGCAUGUCUAUCAGACAAAUGGUGGUAAUUCAUCCGAGACUCCGUCAGAACUUCAAUUUGCAGACCUCAGCUUCAUGAACUGGCGCGGAACCGCAGACACUAACCGUGUUAUCGAUAUCGAAUGCUCAGCCGCCGCACAUUGUCCAGGGAUGGUCUUCAGUGAUUUCAACAUCGAGCUCGCGCCCUCUAACUUGACUGCUCGGUAUACUUGCAUCAAUGUUGUCAGCGAGAGGGGCAUUGCGGGGCCUUGCAAUGCAACUACCUAG